AAUCGCAGUCAGUUCGAAACAGUCGGUUUAACGUGUCACAUCGAAAAUGUCUAAUAUGUCUUCUAUAAUUCCGAUCACUUGUCCACAAGAGGAAGAAGUUGUUAAAGAAUCCAAAUACGUGCACAUCGAUCAGGACGGCGUAAUUAAAUUAGCUUCAGAGGUGAUAGAGGAUGUGAUAAAGGAAAGUAUAAAAGAUAAAGGUCUCCAAGUUAAAAAAAAAUUUGAAAGACAUAAAUAUUUUCCUGAACGUCUUGAGCCGACAAGCGCAGAUUGGAUAUUUUUAAUAAACACGUUAAAUUUCUCACUUUUUGCUUCAAAUUCUCCUAAAAAAUGGACAGUAAAUGGUGAAGAAGGAUACUCAGCGUUGUGUUAUGCCAUCAAAAGGGCAAUUAAAGAACAGUGUAUACCAUUAUAUGAUCCUUAUUAUUACGCAAGAUUGAGAAAAAGGGAUAUAAAAAAAAUUUUUAUAGGUGACGAAAGAACUACCUGUAUUCCUUUUUUAGAGAAAAGAGUUAAGAUUUUACGUGACGUUGGAAAUACAUUAAUAAACAAAUUUAAUGGUACUUUUCGAACUUGUUUGAGAAAAUGCGGAUUUGAUUCAAACCUUUUGAUGGAUUUGCUUACUAAUGAAUUUGCAUACUAUCGCGAUGAGGUAGAUUAUUACGGAAAGAAAGUUUGUUUGAAUACGAAAGCUAAGAUACUAAUAAAUGAUCUUGCGGCUUAUUACGAUUAUAUAAUAAAGUUUCAAACAUGUGAGAUGUGUAAGGAAGACGUCUACGAUAUUUGCUGAUCGCCGUUUUCUUCAAGUUUUCAACUAUUUUAAUGUUCUUCGUUACGAUGAAGAAUUCAGAAGAAGAUUAGUAGACCAGUGCAGAGUAACUGACCCGGAUAUAGAGGAACUGGAGAUACGAAGUUGUUCGAUUGUUGCGAUUAAAAGGGUGUGCGAAGAAGUGCAGAAAAUGCUCGUAAAUUCAACGAAAGAUGAAAUCGGCGACGUAACACGAUUGAACAUUCGGACAGUGGUUGAUAAUUUUCUAUUUUCAUUUGCUGACUCACAUUCGUCCCUUGCUUCGUCCUUUACAAAUUAUGAUAUACCGUUCUACAAUAUUAGGACCGUAUUUUAUUAAAACUAUAUUGCCAUUAUUAACAAAUGACUUAUGUAUGCAAAAUUGCAUACGUCCUAAUAGUGAAAGUAUACUUUUGAGGAAUAAUACAUAUUUCAUUAUCACGCCUUCGUAUAAUAACUUAAAAUAAGAUAAUAUCGAUUUUUAUCAUAUUAAAUAGCAGAUUUUUUCUUUGAAAUCAAUAUACAUAAAAAUGGCUAUGAUACAAUUAAAUACGAUUUACGAAUACAUGCUUGCUACAUAUUGAUUUAUUAUUAUGACUAUUAUAACGACUAGGUCUGUACAUUGUUAAAACUAUAUUGCCAUUAUUAACGAAUGAUUUAUGUAUGCAAAAUUGCAUAUGUCCUUUGUGUGGAAGUAUUCUUUUGGGGAAUAAUAGAUAUUUCAUUAUUACGUUUUCGUGUAAUAACUUAAAUCAAGGCAAUAUCGAUUUUUAUCUUAUUAAAUGGCAGACUUCUUUUUUGAAAUCAAUAUACAUAAAAAUGUUCAAUAUUAUAAUACAAUUAAAUACGAUUUAGGAAUAUUUACUUACUACGCAUUUACUUAUCACUCAGGGAGAUGU
This is a messenger RNA of Wasmannia auropunctata (little fire ant), 1686 nucleotides long. Its product is annotated as UPF0553 protein v1g230591-like. NCBI's taxonomy places the organism in Eukaryota, Metazoa, Arthropoda, Insecta, Hymenoptera, Formicidae. The coding region runs from base 47 to 790 and encodes 247 amino acids. The record is from RefSeq and is a predicted model, not a curated record. The transcript has 6 exons.